Molecule: messenger RNA, 1997 nt
Organism: Linum tenue
Lineage: Eukaryota; Viridiplantae; Streptophyta; Magnoliopsida; Malpighiales; Linaceae
Source: the annotation of a GenBank genome assembly
GGUCAAAGUGUCAAACCCCUGCAGGCUGCAAGGGCUUCUGUUCUCUUCCACUCGUCCUCAGCCGCUGUGCCGUCAGGCCCUCUCCCGUCGACCCAGCUCUCCCCCUCUCCACCGUUUCCUUUCCAGCUUUCUGAUUCUAUUGGGGAAGACGUCCUGGCAACCUGAGUGCAACGACGACAAGCUGCUGGAUUCCUCGUGCGGGUAGCGACUGGAUCGCGACUGACAGCGAGCUGAAUCGGAGGCAGGGAUAGACAUUUCCGAAGUGGGAAAACAAGGAGCUUCAAACUAAUUAUACAAAAUGCUUAGAGCAAAACGGUUCACAAAUCUUGCUCGUUCAGCCAGAGCUUCAUUGUUCUCAUGUGAAGUCCAAGAAGCUCGCGCCCUACACCGUAUCAUUGUCGACCUGAGGAGCCAGCCUCAGCUGUCUUCUGUUCGCUUCCUUGACUUCUAUCAGGGCAGUACAGAUGAGAUGAAUAGAGGGUACUUUGCUGAUAUGUCAGAGUUCAAGAAGCAUGGUGGAAAGAUUGCUCAGGCAGAUAAGAUAUUAAUCCCUGCAGAGACUGCAGCUAAGUUUCCAGACUUCGAAGUGAAUUUCUCCGAUGGUAGAGCCUUAAAGCUCCCUACUAGAUUCAGUGGGAAUAUCACUAAGUCUGAUGCUUCUGAUUUUCCGAAUGCAACUCUGCUUUGUCUUUCGUUUAGAGCAAGCUCGCAGGGAAUGAUCGACUCUUGGACUGUGCCAUUCCUUGAGGCAUUUCGUGAUGGCAAAAAUAUUCAGCUCUAUGAGGUGUCAUUCAUAGACUCAUGGCUCCUAUGUCGAAGUCCAAUCAAGAGGCUGCUGCUUCGGACGAUGAAGAAAUCCACAAUUGACUCGAGUCGAGCACUUCAAAAGCAGAUUGCUUAUUCGUUUGGCGACCAUUAUUACUUCCGAAAAGAACUGAAGAUAUUGAACCUUCUCACAGGGUACAUUUACCUUGUGGACAAAUUUGGCAGGAUUAGAUGGCAGGGAUCCGGCACAGCCACCGAAGAAGAGAUGUCCUCCCUCCUCUCAUGCACGUCGUUACUCUUACAAGAUUGAAGUUUCCUCUUCACUCACCCAUCCCCGACAUAGACAGAUUUCCGAGCAACUGAGAUCGGGAUCACUUACGGAGACCCAAGUAAUAAGCUUUCAGAAACCAAACCAACAAUGGUCUUAUAACGGUACAUGUCCAUAAACCCUGAGUUUUUUUUGUUGUUGGAUGAAGGUCGUGACAUGUGUUUAAGGUCGGAUAUGGGUUUGGGUUUCAAAACCGAACCGUCCUUAUAGCUCUCUAUCGUUGCCUACCACCAGACUAUAUCUUAAGAAUCAAUUCUGCUGACGCUUGUACUUCAUCAGCCGACCAUUCAUUCUCGUCCUUUGCUAUUCAAGGCCUUCUCUAUAUAGAAUGUCCUAUGUAGCACAUGCAUGAUCCUGCCCUGUUUCUCAGAAAUGGUUGCCAGCCUCUGAUACUUCAUUCAUUGUUGCAUGAGUCUGGAGUGUAACUAGUGUUUAUCAUCAUAUAUGGAAGUUCUGUAAUGACAAAGGAAAGGUUCCUAGAGCAAGAGUUGAUGUGAAAGAUUUUGAGAACUACCCGAGAGCAAGAAUGUGCCAAAAAGUCUUCUAUUUAAUGAAAGAUAAAGCCAACUGCUCAACUCAUCGAGGAGAAAAAAGAGGAAAAAAGGCCAAGCUUUUUACAGAAAUGGGCUGUGACGUAAAUGUCCAGCCUGCAGUGAAUGUGGAUGGUGACCUAGUUUCCUAGUUUUGGUACAAAAUGGCGAGCUUGGGUUCCUUAACAACAAAGCAAGGCCAUGUGAUGAUAUAUGUGUCCAUUCGAGUUUAGGGUUUGCUGCUGAUUCUGAUGCCUGAUAUGAUAUCACAUUGGUGAACUUGGAAGUUGUGUUUAGUGACUAACUUGUAGCAUGCAUGUCGUUAUUAUUUUAUUUAUCGGUUUCAGGUUCGUAUUAAAAGUACGAUUUAAAUA